UGUUUGUUUUGCUGAGUAUAUUAGCAUUCCCUCUUGGGAUCGGCGGCAGAACGGCCCUUCCUGUGUUAAAGGGAUGGCGGGCGUUUCCACUUUCGCGGCCACUUGGGGUGUGCUGUGGGCGUGCGCCAUGGCGGCCCCUGCGCUCCACACCCGGCAGCUGUACGCCCCGCUGACCCCGGGCAAGACAGGUGCCAACAGCCUCGUGCCCCAGAGAGCCACGGGCCUGUGGCAGCUGCUGACUCGCGUGGACGAAGACCUCAGUCGAUCCAGUGACUUCAUGGCGGUGAUGCUCGAGUCGGGGGAGGAGGAGGACCUGCUGUCGAGGCUCCUGUACGAGGCCCAGGAGAAGCACCUUCAGGAGACCGACGAGGAAGGACUCGCAGACCCGGAGGAGGUGCAGCUCGUCACAAAGUUGGCUGCGAUUCAUGCUAAGAAAAGGGAGCCAAAACAGAAGGAGGAAAGCGUAAACAACCAAGAAGAAAUCCUGAGUCGCCGGAAGAGAAUGGGAGGAAAAAGGAACAGAGAA
Messenger RNA from Penaeus monodon (black tiger shrimp), 526 nucleotides. RefSeq names its product integumentary mucin C.1-like. The record is from RefSeq and is a predicted model, not a curated record. Lineage: Eukaryota; Metazoa; Arthropoda; Malacostraca; Decapoda; Penaeidae.